AAAAAAAAAAAAGAUUUGCAUCGGACAUUCGGACGACUGCGCUGAGGCGUUAAUUGCAUCGUGUCGUAUCUCUUCCGUUCGUGCUCAUUGAUGCGUUGAAUCUUCUUGCACCAUAACGUUAUCUGCUGUACAAAUGUUAAAACGUAUGAUUAGAUAAUGCCAAGAGAAAUUGCUCGGUCGCGGUUCAUCGACUCAACAAUAUUAUGUCGAAUAUUUGGAUCACUGACGGUCAACUUUCGGAUUGUCCGUUUCGAUAAAAAAAUCGACGUGAUCUUCUUUACAACAGAAAGUCUGGAUAAUCAAUCUGAGAAAAUAUGCAGUAGAACUGUUCAGAGAAACUUGUGUUAUUUCAAAACUAACGGAAAAAGAAGUUACAAGAACUAAAGUGCAGAUCGGGAAAACAAGCUGACCGAUAUUUUUUCUCCCGGACACGCGUGAGGGAUUCGGUCACGCGAGAAACGCGAAGGAGCAGCGUGUGAUGCGAUGAGACGGCGAUAGCGAAUUUUGAUUUGCCAAGUUCAAAGUCACCAUCGAUCAGCUGAAAAUGCAGUCUGCGGUGUGGUGGUUCACUGCGGCUGUCGCCGUGAUGACCUUGACAUCGGCUCUCGAAGGACCGAACAUUUGUACGCGGCAAGAAACGUAUAAAAUAACAGUGAAGGUAUCGGAACAAAAACCUUACACCGUGAGGGAGAAUACGUGGUGCUUCAGUUUUCCGCCGAGAUGUUCCAAGUACAAAGUUGUCUUCAGAACGGUCUACAAGGAACAGGAGCUGUCGAAGCAAAAGCCCGUGGAGGAGUGUUGCAAAGGGUACACGGAAACUACGAACGGCGAUCGCUGCAUUCCGGUCUGUUCCGAGGACUGCCGCCAUGGUACCUGUAUCGCGCCUGAUAUCUGCAAGUGCGAAUCGGGAUACGGCGGGCCAUUAUGCGAUUUCAGGUGCCCGCUGGGUAAAUGGGGCAGAGAUUGCGAGAUGGAUUGCAAGUGCCAGAACGGGGCCACGUGCGAUCCGUUCGACGGUAAAUGUAUGUGCACGAGGGGCUGGACCGGUGUGUAUUGCGAUCAAAAGUGUCCCUCCAACCGCUAUGGACAAGAGUGCGCCGAGGAGUGCCGUUGCAGAAACGGUGGAAGCUGCCACCACAUUUCUGGUGAAUGUCACUGCGCCUCCGGUUACACUGGACCACUAUGUGACGAUCCGUGCCCGGUGGGCAAGCACGGCGAGGAAUGCAAAUCGGAAUGCCGUUGUCAGAACGGUGGUAACUGCAACCCCACGACUGGCGAGUGCUACUGCACACCCGGAUGGAUAGGCUCGGUGUGCGCAAAUCGAUGUCCGGAGGGUUUCUGGGGCAAGAACUGUUCUCAAACCUGCGACUGCUACAACGGAGCUGGAUGCAACCACGUCACGGGCGAGUGUCAGUGCAAGUCAGGCUUUUACAGCGAAAAAUGUCUGAAAAUCUGUCCGGAGCAUACGUUUGGAUUAAACUGCAUAAAUAAUUGCACCUGUGAAAAUGACGCCAGCUGCGAUCCUGUUAACGGCAAGUGUAUAUGCAGUCCCGGCUGGACGGGCAAAACUUGCAGCGAGCGAGCUUGCAAGGACGAUUUGUACGGUCCUGGUUGUACAAAGGUUUGCGAAUGCGAGAACAACAAUUCAGAACUAUGUCAUCCUUGGACCGGAAAAUGCUCCUGCAAGAUGGGAUGGGACGGCGAGACCUGCGCCAGGCCGUGUCCCUUCUACACCUUCGGCAAGGGCUGUGAGAAUCGCUGCAACUGCAAGAACAACGCGCAGUGUUCGCCCAUCGACGGUAGCUGCAUCUGCGCGGCCGGGUACCGCGGAAAGGAUUGCGGCGAGCUGUGUCCCGAAAAUACUUUCGGAGAGGAAUGCGCGCAGAAAUGCGCCUGCAAGAACGGGGCCACUUGCUCGCCCGAAAACGGACGCUGCAACUGCACAGCUGGAUGGGUCGGCGUAUUGUGCGAUCGUCCGUGCGAUGACAAGUUCUACGGCAAGGAUUGCGAGGGCAAGUGCCACUGUUUUAACAAUGCAGCCUGCAAUCCGCAAAAUGGCACAUGCACUUGUGCGGCUGGUUUCACCGGCACACUGUGCCAGCAUCGUUGUACAAAGGGUUUCUUCGGGAACGGAUGCAAUCAGACGUGCGACUGCAUCGAGGAGAACACUGUGGACUGUGACUCCGCUGCCGGGUAUUGCAAGUGCAAGCCAGAAUGGCGAGGAGUUCGAUGCGAAACGAAAUGUCCGGAGGGUCUUUACGGCGAAAACUGUCACUCGCAUUGCGAAUGCAUGAACAAUAGUUCGUGUGAUCCCGUGACCGGAAGUUGCAUCUGUGCCAGGGGUUGGGAAGGCCCCAGUUGCUCGCAACCGUGCAAAGAAGGAUGGUACGGCCUGGGAUGCAAAGAGCAAUGUCCGGAAAGAAUGAUCGGAAACAUGACAUGCGAUCACGUUACCGGCGAGUACGUCUGCCGCCCGGGAUAUCUGGGUCUGACUUGCGAGCAUCCGUGUCCUCCUGAUCGUUACGGGCUAAAUUGCGCGAAUCAUUGUCACUGUAAAAAUGGGGGAGAGUGUCAUCACGUAACAGGUGUGUGUCAGUGUCGACCUGGUUGGCAAGGCGAGUACUGUCAAAUACCUUGCGCGGAAGGCACGUAUGGCGUAAAUUGCACGCAACAUUGCAAGUGCCAGAACGGUGGAAAGUGCAGGCCCAACGACGGUCAUUGUCGAUGCGCGCCGGGAUGGUCGGGAACUAGAUGUACCGAGAUUUGUCCUGAAGGAUAUUAUGGCGACCAUUGUAUGGAGCCUUGCGAAUGUAAAAACGACUUCUUCACGUGCCAUCCAGCUAAAGGUUGUAUUUGCAGGCACGGAUACACAGGCGAAAACUGCGACGAGCAAUUGUUCUCACGCAAUAUUCAGGAGAAGGACGAAGGCGGACACGGACACAUCGUAGCGGUGGUGUUUGCGGCCGUCGUUGUGAUCAGCAUAGCAUUAGUCGCAUGGUUUUAUCACCGUCGCAGAGUGGCCGAUCUCAAGUGUGAGAUAGCUCAAGUGCAAUACACCUCGGAGCCAAUUCCUACGCCAGACCGAAAUCAAUUCGACAAUCCUGUGUACGCGUAUCAAGGCUCUUCGAAGUUCGAUGACGGCACCACCACAUUGCUGAACAACUUCCAGUUCCGAAAUAACUUCCACAAAAAUAUAAACACCGAGAAGGCUAAACUCGGUCUGAACAGCUGUACCGAUGACGAGGAUGAAUGCAAAGGAGCAUACGGACUGCAAUACGACUUGAAGAACAGGGACGCCGACAUGGGAAAUCCGAAUUUGAAUGUGUAUCACAGCAUCGAUGAGAUGGACGGUAAAAAAAUUGAACACGUCUACGACGAGAUCAAACAAAACAAUGAGGCGGAAUACGAUGAAUUGAAUCAGCCACGACCAGUGAGCUGGAAUAUAAAACCACAAUCGAGUCGAACGGCUAAUGGCUACGUGCCCAAAUCGCACGACAAUCCAGGACCUAGCAAGGUAAUAGAUAAGGAUCCGGAACUAGGUGAAACCUAAGGAAGUCGUACAGCAUUCCUCGCAUUCAACUGCCCAAGCUUGAAAUAACAAUGAAUUUCACGAUCAGUCGGAAGAAUCGUCUCCACUGUUUAUAGUAGACUGUUUGCUUUUUUUAUGAUCUAGCAAGUCUGUGGUAUUUUACUUGCAUCGUCAUUUAAAAGGUUCUUCAUUUUUUAAAUAAGUCUAUGUUAUAAUUAUGUCUAAUUAUUAUCAAAAGUUAGUUUCGUAAAAAAUAUUUUUUAUAUAUAAAAAAGGAAAAAUUGGAUUUUGCGCGCUUCGGUUGGCAAAUACAGCAGUAUUACCAUCAUAUCAUGAUAAUCUAAAGAGAAAACAUUUUUGUUGUACAUAUAAACAUUUUCUUAGGUAUAGUUUUAAUUAAAUUAUUGUAUAUCCAUUUGAUAUACGUGCAUAUGUGUUGCCAGAAGGGGCAUAAGUAGCUUUAAGAAGCUGGCAAUGAUGAAUAGCAAUGAUGAAAGGUGAUAUGAAAUCAAAUCAUGAAUACGCGAGUGCGCGUAAUGAUUCUUUAUAUACAUUUUUUUACUCGUCGUAAUCUUUAAUGUUACAAUCAUUAUUAUAAAAGCAUUUGAAAGAAUUAUAAUAAUUGUUGAUUCCAAAAAUUACUAGUUUAAAAAU
Linepithema humile (Argentine ant) is the source of this 4183-nucleotide messenger RNA. It is a transcript of the gene drpr, whose product is annotated as protein draper-like. Gene Ontology annotation, molecular function: scavenger receptor activity; protein binding. Lineage: Eukaryota; Metazoa; Arthropoda; Insecta; Hymenoptera; Formicidae. The record is from RefSeq and is a predicted model, not a curated record.